CCCUGUCCCCUGCGGUCCAGUCUCCAUUGUCCCCAUUCCCCAGCUAACUUCCGGCUUCUCCUCCGCCGCCAUGUCUUCUCUUCCGGCCAAUCAUCCCUCCACUCCCAUCUCCAUCAACGACCCCUCCUACGUCCGCGUUCUCGACACCACUCUCCGCGACGGCGAGCAAGCCCCCGGAGCGGCCAUGACCGCCGCGCAGAAGAUCGCCGUCGCCCGAAACCUCGUCCUCCUCGGCGUCGACGUUAUAGACGCAGGAUUCCCGAUUUCUUCGCAGGAGGAUUUCGAUGCCGUGAAAUCGAUCGCCGAGGAGGUCGGGAGCGCGCAGGGAGGACACGUGCCUAUCAUCUGCUGCGUGGCCCGAUGCUCGAAGAGGGAUAUUGAUGCUGCGUGGGCGGCGGUGGGGGGUGUGCGGCGGUCGAGGGUGAGCACAUUUCUUGCGACGAGUGAGAUUCAUAUGAAGCAUAAGCUGAAGAAGAGCAGAGAUGAGGUGGUGGCGAUUGCAGGGGAAAUGGUGGCGUAUGCCAGAAAUUUGGGGUUUCAAGAAGUCGGCUUCGCCGCCGAGGAUUCCCUCAGGUCGGACAAGGAUUUCCUUUGCCGUGUAUUUGGGGCGGUGAUAAAAGCCGGGGCAAGUACAGUGAUCAUAGCCGAUACAGUCGGCUGCUCCAUACCAUCGGAGAUCGGCAAACUCAUCGCAUAUAUCAAAGCCAACACGCCUGGCAUCGAAAACGCAAUCAUCUCCCUCCAUUGCCACAAUGAUCUCGGCCUCGCCAAUGCCAACACUCUUGCUGGUAUUGAGGCUGGCGCGAGGGAGGUUGAGGUCACCAUCAAUGGUAUUGGGGAAAGGGCUGGAAAUGCAGCACUGGAGGAGGUGGUCAUGGCAAUAAAAUGCCGAAAAGAUCUAAUGGGAGGUAUUUAUACUGGGGUUAACACUAAAUUUAUCAGUGCAACAAGCAAGAUGGUUGCGGAGUUCACUGGAUUUAAUGUUCAACCCCACAAGGCCAUUGUUGGAGCUAAUGCUUUUUCCCAUGAAAGUGGUAUUCAUCAGGACGGUGUUCUUAAAUUUAGAGGCACAUAUGAGUUUAUUUCUCGUGAAGAUGUUGGAUUGGAUCCGACAAGUGAAUCCGGUAUUGUUCUAGGAAAGCUUAGUGGGAGACAUGCUUUAAAAUCUAGGCUUUUGAAGUUAGGUUAUGAUUUAGAUGAGGAAAAGCUUGCUGAAGUAUUCAAGAAGUUUAAAUUGUUCACUGCAAAGAAGAAGCAUAUUACUGAUGAUGAUAUUGAAGAACUGGUAUGUAGUAAAUCUGUGCAGUCCCAGCCAAUAUGGUCACUUGCAGAUCUUCAGGUUAUGCAUGGAACUAUGGGAUUCUCAACAGCUGCUGUUAAACUAAUUAAUUUGGAUGGAACAGAGAGAAUUGCUUGUUCUGGAGGGAAAGGACCAGUGGAUGCUGCCUAUAAGGCCAUUAAUAAUAUUAUGCAGACUCCUAUAAAGAUUGUUGAGUAUACAAACUCUGCUGUGGAUGGAAUAAAUGCCGCAUCUUUGACUCAUGUAGUUGUAAGCGAAGAUAAGGAUCAUAUCUACACACACUGCCCAUCUUUAGAAGCCAACGGUCACAGUAAUGGUCACAUUUCAUCAGGGAAACCCAACGGUCAUUCAAUGAGCUUUAGUGCAAGCGGAGAGAACUUGGACGUUGUGGUUUCCAGCGUCGAAGCCUACUUGAAGGCGGUGAACAGGCUCUUGGCUAAGAAGCAAUCCAUCUGAGAUGUUUGGGAUACCAAAAUCAGAGUUUUUCUCCGCCAGAUCAAUAAGCUCUUCUUUGUUGGUACAAAGAGUAUGUUGAGCCAAAGUUGAUUUCUGCUUAAUUGUAAUCUUUUUUCAAGUUCUCUUGUUAACUUCAAUAUCUAUGUAUCACUUGAGUUUAAACUAUUUUUAAGUGUUUUUGUUUUU
This is a messenger RNA of Phalaenopsis equestris, 1942 nucleotides long. RefSeq names its product 2-isopropylmalate synthase A-like. Lineage: Eukaryota; Viridiplantae; Streptophyta; Magnoliopsida; Asparagales; Orchidaceae. The record is from RefSeq and is a predicted model, not a curated record. Gene Ontology annotation, cellular component: chloroplast. The transcript has 12 exons. Gene Ontology annotation, biological process: L-leucine biosynthetic process. Bases 71 to 1756 code for a protein of 561 amino acids. Gene Ontology annotation, molecular function: 2-isopropylmalate synthase activity.